Messenger RNA from Suillus plorans, 677 nucleotides. RefSeq lists its product as uncharacterized. Bases 44 to 394 code for a protein of 116 amino acids. NCBI's taxonomy places the organism in Eukaryota, Fungi, Basidiomycota, Agaricomycetes, Boletales, Suillaceae. The record is from RefSeq and is a predicted model, not a curated record. The transcript is spliced from 6 exons.
AUCGGAAACAAUACUUCGCUUUCACUGAAACAGGCUAGAUUCCAUGACUUUACUAUACGCAUCAAUGCUGUGUAACCUUCACUAUUUUGUGCUCGAUACAAUGUCCGAUGACCUCCUGGCUGUAUUAUGCGCCUCCUGUGUGAUGGGGAGUUCACUUCAGCAAUGGUUUGAUACCCAUGCAUUAGGUGCUAAUUGCCGAUGUUGUAGUGGCCCACGCGGGUGUUGUAAUAGUUGUUUUGAGUCGUCCUCGAACGAGGACAAUUUUGAUGAACAACUCAAGAAAGACACGGAACGCAGAGAAGCUGCUGCUGAACGACUUUUUGAUGCUCAACCUGCCCCCACUCAAGACAUGAACUGUGAAAGCUCCACAGACAAGCCAGUCCCGUCGAAAUAAGUUGAACCUCAGGCCUCGAAUCUGUUUCAUUGUACCACGAGAGCUCGUAGGCAUCAAUAGGAUAGGCUUAGGAAGAGAUAACCAUAAACUCGCGAACUAACUUGGAAUUCGGGAAAUUCCCUUCAUCCUCGAUAUGAUAAUGACUUGUGUUUCACCUAGGGGUCAUUUAGCUCAGUAGCUCAGCCGCUUAGUGGGGUAAAUCAAAGCUAUGUACUCACAGAAAGUCUAGCUGAUGGACAGUCUGGCCCAGCGCAAGUCUGUCAGACUCCGGGGGUAUUUUCAA